CGGAAACACCGAAAGAAAGAGCGUGUCUUCCUCUACAAUCUCACUACUUCUCUCACUUCCUCUCUCUCUAGAAUCCAUGGGUGGUUCUGUGAAAGAUGUUCAAUCGAAGCAGGAGCUCGACGACCUUGUCCGUACUGGUGCCCCGAUUAUCCUCCAUUUCUGGGCGUCCUGGUGCGAAGCUUCGAAGCACAUGGACAAAGUCUUUUCCCACCUCUCCAUCGAUUUCCCUCUUCUCCAUUUCUUAAGGGUUGAGGCUGAAGAGCAACCUGAUAUUUCCGAGGCUUAUGCGAUUUCGGCUGUACCAUUCUUCGUCUUCUUCAAGGAUGGUAGAACUGUUGAUACACUAGAGGGUGCAGACCCUUCUAGUUUGGCCAAUAAAGUUGCUAAAGUUGCAGGGUUCAUACAUCCUGGAGAACCUGCUGCUCCAGCCAGCCUUGGGAUGGCUGCAGGACCUACUGUUCUUGAAGCUGUAAAAGAGAUUGCAAAAGAUAAUGGAUCUUCCCAUGUGGACAACCAAGGAAAAACUGGCACUAAUGAUGCUUUGAAUAAGCGAUUGCAGCAGUUGAUUGUCUCUAACAUAGUCAUGGUAUUUAUAAAAGGAACCCCUGAGGAGCCCAGGUGUGGAUUUAGCCGAAAAGUUGUUGACAUCUUGAAGGAAGAAAAUAUUAAAUUUGGAAGCUUUGAUAUUCUGUCUGACAAUGAAGUUCGUGAGGGGUUAAAGAAGUACUCCAACUGGCCAACCUUUCCGCAGCUCUAUUGCAAAAGGGAGCUUCUUGGUGGGUGUGACAUUGUAAUCGCAAUGCAUGAAAGUGGUGAACUAAAGGAAGUUUUUAGAGACCAUGGAAUUCAGUCAAUUGAAUCUGAAAAGGUUAAAGAAACUGAAGCUGAAACUGGAAAGGGUGGCAUCUCGGAAUCUACUGGCUUGAGUGCAACUCUUAGCUCUCGACUCGAAAGUGUGGUUAAUUCAAGCCCAGUUAUGCUGUUUAUGAAGGGAAAACCUGAUGAACCCAAAUGCGGUUUCAGUCAUAAGGCUGUUGAAAUCCUCAAGCAAGAAAAGGUGGAGUUUGGAUCUUUUGACAUUCUUUCUGAUGAGGAAGUUCGUCAAGGGCUCAAGGUUUAUUCAAACUGGUCUAGUUAUCCUCAAAUAUAUAUUAAGGGCGAGCUUAUUGGUGGAUCAGACAUCUUAUUGGAGAUGCAGAAAAGUGGGGAACUUAGGAAAGUGUUAGCGGAGAAAGGGAUCAUCCAGAAAGAGAGUCUUGAAGAUCGGUUAAAGAAAUUGGUUGCUUCUUCUCCAGUAAUGCUCUUCAUGAAGGGUAUACCAGAUGCUCCCAAAUGUGGAUUCAGCUCGAAAGUUGUUAAUGCCCUUAAGGAGGAGGGUGUGCCUUUUGGAUCCUUUGAUAUUUUAAGCGACGAGGAGGUGAGGCAGGGACUGAAAUUGUUUUCGAACUGGCCAACUUUUCCUCAGCUUUAUUACAAAGGCGAACUGGUAGGUGGUUGUGAUAUAGUUCUGGAGCUUAAAGACAACGGAGAGCUUAAAUCUACACUGACAGAGUAAACUCUUGGUGGUAUUUAUUGUCAUAAAAAUGUCUCGGGAUAUUUGACACUGUUUCUGAGAACUAGUUUGCUUACUUUUCUGAAAUAGUGGUCCAUAUUAUGAAUGUUUGUAAACUCCAAAUUUUGAUACAUCUCUGUUACCAGCUUGGUUGAUCUUUGUUUAGCUA
Messenger RNA from Humulus lupulus (European hop), 1721 nucleotides. RefSeq names its product monothiol glutaredoxin-S17. The coding region runs from base 77 to 1555 and encodes 492 amino acids. The record is from RefSeq and is a predicted model, not a curated record. NCBI's taxonomy places the organism in Eukaryota, Viridiplantae, Streptophyta, Magnoliopsida, Rosales, Cannabaceae. The transcript has 3 exons.